AAAAUAAACAUGAAAAAGAAAUCUCCUUCUCUCUCUCUCUCUGAACUUUUUAAUGGCGAAUGAUUCGACCGCAGCAUAAAGCUUCCAUUGCAGUCUUCUUCUUCAACUAACUUCUAUCUUUUUUUUUUGCUUUCUUUGUUUUUCUGAAUCUCUCUCUAUUGAAAAAGCUAGGGUUUCAACUUCACUCUGCGUUGGUGCUUAGAUCAUUCCUCCUGUGGGCGCUUGUUGUCGGUUUCAUUUGCCGGAUUUGAUACGGCGGACUGCUGAUUGUAUUAAAGCCUCAGCAAAUGUGUUUUUUUCCGUGAAUUUGGUGUUUGGUUCUGUAGCUGAUGUAUACAAAGCUUGCAGCCGGUGACAGAGAGGUAUUUAAGGCACUAAAAUUGUAGUAUUUCAAUAGCCAAAUUUUCCAAGAGAAGGCUAAGGCAGAUGGAACUUGCCAAGUGCUUGUUUGGAAAAUCUCGAUCAAAAGAGAAAUCUAAGAGUUCGAAAAAGAAGAAUGAGAUUACAACUAACGGCAGAGAUGUUACUAAAACACCACCGAAUGAGGAAGCUCCUUCUAAUGCUACUAAGCAAAAGGCAGCUGCUGCAAAGCAGUAUAUAGAAAAGCAUUACAAGGAGCAGAUGAGAAGUUUGCAGGAACGAAGGGAACGUCGCAAUAUGCUAGAGAGGAAACUGGCUGACUCUGAGGUUUCGGAGGAAGAACAAAACAACAUUUUGAAACAUCUGGAGAAAAAGGAAACAGAAUACAUGCGCCUUCAGCGGCAUAAAAUGGGUGCUGAUGAUUUUGAGCCAUUAACAAUGAUAGGAAAGGGAGCGUUUGGGGAGGUUAGAAUCUGUAGGGAGAAAUCAACUGGCCAUGUAUAUGCCAUGAAAAAGCUUAAGAAGUCAGAAAUGCUUCGUCGUGGCCAGGUUGAGCAUGUUAAAGCAGAAAGAAAUCUACUUGCUGAAGUUGACAGCAAUUGCAUUGUAAAGCUUUAUUGCUCUUUCCAAGACGAAGAGUAUCUGUAUCUAAUAAUGGAAUAUCUUCCUGGUGGUGAUAUGAUGACUCUGCUAAUGCGUAAAGAUACCCUAACUGAAGAUGAAGCCAGGUUUUAUGUUGCGGAAACAGUUCUUGCAAUUGAAUCUAUACACAAGCACAAUUAUAUUCAUAGAGAUAUCAAGCCCGAUAACCUGCUACUUGAUCGUAGUGGACACAUGAAAUUGUCGGAUUUCGGAUUAUGUAAACCACUGGAUUGCAGUAAUAUUCAAGGAAUGGAUUUUUCCGUGGGAAAAAGCUAUAGUGGAUCUCUUCAAAGCGACGGGCGUCCUGCAGCCCCUAGGCGCACACAGCAAGAGCAACUGCAGCACUGGCAGCGAAAUCGGAGGAUGCUUGCUUAUUCAACCGUUGGUACCCCGGAUUAUAUUGCUCCAGAAGUUCUUCUUAAAAAAGGAUAUGGGAUGGAGUGUGAUUGGUGGUCACUCGGGGCUAUAAUGUAUGAGAUGCUUGUUGGGUAUCCACCUUUCUAUUCAGACGAGCCCAUGUCUACAUGCCGAAAGAUAGUAAACUGGAAAACUCACUUAAAAUUUCCGGAAGAGGCGAAACUAUCACCAGAGGCAAAAGAUCUUAUCUGCAAACUUCUAUGUAAUGUAGAGAAAAGGCUUGGUACAAGAGGAGCCGGAGAGAUUAAGGCUCAUCCGUGGUUCAAUGGAAUUGAAUGGGAUAAGUUGUAUCAGAUGAAAGCUGCAUUCAUUCCAGAAGUUAAUGGCGAACUUGAUACUCAGAACUUUGAAAAAUUCGAAGAGUCUGAGAGUCAGGUUGCAUCAAGCACAAAAUCCGGUCCCUGGAGAAAGAUGCUUUCAUCCAAGGAUGUCAAUUUCAUGGGCUACACCUACAAGAAUUUUGAAAUUGUGAAUGAACAUGAGGUUGCUGGAAUAGCUGAAUUGAAGAAGAAGAGCACCAAACCGAAGAGACCCACCGUGAUGUCCCUCUUCAACGAGGAGCCCAACUCAGAAGACGUUCAACAUGCACAAGGAAGCUUUCUUAAUCUACUGCCUCCCAAAUUAGAAGCCUCGAAACCUGGCGACUCGUAGUACUCGCAAAUCUGUCUAUAGAAAUGCUGCAACGAUCUGUUGAUAGGACCGGAAGCAUUGUUUUUAUUAAGAUUGUUUUCAAGUGAAGAAUCGCGCUUGUUGGAGCUGUUUUCCGUCUGGGGUGUUCUUAAAAGUGUAAGCAUCCAUGAUGAAGGCAGGUUUUGCCCAAAGUCCAUAUGCUACUGUGUGUAAAUUAUACAUCAAGAAUGUAGAUACACAUUCUUCCAUAUUUUUUUUAACAGCUUAUCGCCCUUGUGCUGUAAUUCAUGUCUUGUAUAAUUCUCAUAGGGUUUUUUUUUUUUUUUUUUUUUUUUUUUCUAACACAUUUCAGUGUUGAGAAUGUUAUGGGAUUUUGCUCGGCCAGUGUUAUGGUGUUGUGAGAACAUUGUAUAAUCCACUUUAAUCUCCUUGAUUUAGUCUUUGAAUUGAAUUUCUC
Molecule: messenger RNA, 2506 nt
Organism: Andrographis paniculata
Lineage: Eukaryota; Viridiplantae; Streptophyta; Magnoliopsida; Lamiales; Acanthaceae
Exons: 14
Coding region: 427-2070 (547 amino acids)
Biological process (GO): peptidyl-serine phosphorylation; intracellular signal transduction
Molecular function (GO): ATP binding; protein serine/threonine kinase activity
Source: RefSeq, a predicted model, not a curated record